GUGACACUGACAGUAGUGAGUGUAAUAUCCGAACCUUCCAAAAAUCGAAAAGGUUGUGUUCAGCAGCGGCUGAUAACCAAAAUCACUUCAAAUAUCAGCGACGAUUUUUAAAAAACAAAUUGUGUUUAUCGAUUUCGAUUCGACAAUUGUUCCGUGCUAGUUCACGCAUUAUAUAUCGCAUCGUUGAUUGCGUGUGUAUGCCAAUAUUUACGAAAAGCCUUCGGUCAUAAUUGUAUAUAUCAAUUCACAUACAUAUGCAGUGAUUUUGGUUGGUUGGUACGAAAAAACAACGACAAAGAGGUGUCCCAGACGAUAAACGGUGUGUGUACGCGAAGCGGUCGAAAAGUUCAAGAAACAAAUAGAACGAACAAGAAAAUUAAGUAAUAUUAUUCAUUAUCGAACCAAAUCAAGGUAAAUGAAUGUGGCAACUUGAACAGGUGCACAUUUUCGAAAUGGAAUAAAUGAAUUCGACAAUCGAUACAAGACCAACACACAUACACACACACGCACGAAACCGAGUUCUGACUGAAUAUUGAUGAAAAUUUGAAAACCCCCUUUCAAAAUUGAGAAUAAUUUUUUCCGUCGCUGUCGAAUCGAAUAUCUCGCAUUUGCAUUGAUCGUGUGCGUGUAUGUGUUUUGUGAAUGGAACGCUUUUCACUUUCAUUUCCACUGUCCAUGGCAGUACAUAACCUAAAUCUUUAAACUUAUCCAGAUUGCAGGUCAUGGCGAUUUACGAUUUAAUUGCGGAUAAAUUGUUUCUUCAGCUGCAAAAUGGGAACAAAGUUGCCGAUUUAUCGGGUGAAUUCAAUCAAUUGACAUCGGAUGCGGCACGAGUUGAAUUUGCCGACAAAGUGUGGCACCAGAGUAAAAUCCAGGUCGACGUACCAUUUCGAUUGGCAAAGGAUCCGGAGAAAUGUUUGGACUUUCGAAAGCAGGGCAAUCAAUUUUAUUCACUGAAAAAUCGCGACUACGUUCGGGCAUUGGAGUUGUACAAUCAGAGUAUUUGUUUUGCGGAGCUGGACAGUGAGGACAUGGGAAUCGGAUAUGCGAAUCGUUCGGCCAUUUAUUUGGAAUGGAAAAAGUAUGAUUUGUGUUUAGAGAAUAUUCAAUUGGCCAAGGAACAUGGUUAUCCGGAGCGUUUAAUGGAUAAGCUAAUUAAACGGUCAGCCGAGUGUUAUUCGCAAAAGGCCAAAGAGAAAGCCAAAGCCGGAAAUAAAACGGACGAUGAUAAUGACGACGAAGUGAUUUUAGCGCCGAAACUCAGCUACCCACCCCACCCAAAGGUUCCCUUCAUCGCCGACUGUCUGGAGAUGCGCGAAAGUGAAGAGCUCGGCCGGCACAUCGUCACAAAUCGCGAUCUGAGCGUCGGCAAAGUGAUUGCAAUCGAGGACAGUUUCUGUAGUUGGACAUUGCCAUCGGUUCGAUAUACACGAUGUGCCAAUUGCUUGGAAGAAUGUGACUACAAUUUGAUCCCAUGCGUAUACUGUACCUCAACCAUGUUUUGUAGCAAAGACUGUGCCAGCGAAGCGCACAUGCAUUUUCAUCGUUUUGAGUGUCCCGUCAUCGAUUUCAUGUUCAAAAUGUUAAACAUCAUUCAAUUGAGCGCCGUUCGUGUAUCCAUAUGCGCUCUGACCAGCUAUGACAGUGUCGAUUCACUACUUAAAGUCAUACAUGAUCCAGACUCAGCCAAAGUUAACGCAUUUACAUUGGACUAUCAAAAUGAUAUGCCAAAAUCGGAGCUUUACAAACCAAUUCACACCCUCGAAACCAAUCAAUCGAAAAGAACUACGGCUGAUCUCUUUCAACGUGCCGUCAUCACGGCCGUCAUCUAUCGGGCAUUAAUUCAGCAUUCACCAUUGGCAGAGUUGUUGCAGAGCGACGACCAUCGAAAAUUGCUAAUGGAACUCAUUUUUCGACAUUUGCAAACGGCAUCGACCAAUUUUCAUCGAUUGGAAACACUUGCCAAUGCCAGAGAUCCAAAUGAUUUGGACGACGUUUCAUAUGGAUCAGGCGCAUUUGGCUUCUGCAGUCUCAUUAAUCAUGCUUGCUCACCGAAUAUCGUUCGGCUGCCGAUUGGAACACAAAUUGCCGUGUUUGUGCUGAGGCCGAUAAAAGCUGGAGAGGAAAUUCUAGAUAAUUAUGGAUAUCAUCACAGCCACGAGCCACUGGAGGUGCGCCAAAAGCAACUAUUGCUACAAUAUAAGUUCAAGUGUCAAUGUGAACCAUGCCAAAAAGACUAUGCCGUUUUCCAGAAGCUCACCGAAGCCGAUAUACCCACACUGCUGACCGACGGUGACAUCAAACGUAUUACAGAUCUCGAUAAAGAUUUUGCACGUCAAAAUUUCUCACGGUUUUGCACCUAUCUGUCGAAACACGCUGAACAUUAUCCGUGCACACAGAUCAGCAGCGUCGAAGAAUGCUUGAAGAUGUGCCUGCAAAUUUUAGUUAAUAAUAUACCAUUGAAGCUACAGUACAAAUAAUUGUCAUGUCAACUCGCAAUCAAUCUCUCUGUUUUUUGUUUCUCUUUGAUAAAAUCAAUUCUUUGACUAAGAACUCGUCCAUUUUUUUUCUGCAUCAUUUUUUAACUUGUAUGAUUGUUUGCGACAUUUUAUGUAACAAUCGAACAAAGUAGUUAAAAUAAAGAGAUGGUUUUCAGACAAAUGAAUGAAAAUUGUCGCAAUAA
Messenger RNA from Sitodiplosis mosellana (orange wheat blossom midge), 2683 nucleotides. It is a transcript of the gene Smyd4-4, whose product is annotated as SET and MYND domain-containing protein 4. The record is from RefSeq and is a predicted model, not a curated record. The transcript is spliced from 2 exons. Bases 723 to 2480 code for a protein of 585 amino acids. NCBI's taxonomy places the organism in Eukaryota, Metazoa, Arthropoda, Insecta, Diptera, Cecidomyiidae. Gene Ontology annotation, molecular function: protein binding.